Messenger RNA from Paramecium sonneborni, 1596 nucleotides. Lineage: Eukaryota; Ciliophora; Oligohymenophorea; Peniculida; Parameciidae. The record is from the annotation of a GenBank genome assembly.
AUGGAAGCAUUUCUUAAUUGUUAAAUUGGUUUCUCAACACAUAAAUAUUAUUUCAUCCUACAUGACUCUGUGUUGCUUUAUUGUAAAAACAAAGGAAAUCGUGUGAUUGGAUAAAUUCAUUUAUCUAUUGCUAAAGUAGAUAAGAGAGAAUGUUAAAUCAAUAUUACUACAGGGAUUGAAAAAAUUAUUUUAUUAUUUGAAAAUAACUUUGAAAAAGAUGUUUGGUUUGAUUGCAUCUAAAAGUAGAACCAAAAAUUGCAUUUAGAAGAUGAAUUAGAAAAAAUAAGAUCAUUACAAUAUCAAUUCGAAAGCACUCUAAAAUUUGUGAAUAAAACUAUUGAAAUUAAUCCAAAUUUAAAUUCAUAUUCUGAAAGAUUGUAAUCAUAUGGAUCAGUUUUCAUAGGUAUUAUAAAUAUUGUUAUUUAGAUAAAUUGAGUGAAAUAGUAGAUCUUCUUUAUUAAUCAGCUUAACCUGAAUUUUAAAGUUGUCAAUCAAUUAAUUCAAUUCAUACUUAAAGUUUGAAACCAGCACCACUUAUUAAGAAAUCACAGAAAAUUAAAUAAUAAUAGUACAAUCUCUGGGGUAAUAUUAAAAAUCAAAUUCUAAAUAAUAAUAUCUAUUAAAUGAAAUUACCAAGUAUUGCUUUAUAUAUAUAUCAUAAGUCUAUUUACAUCAACCAACAACUAUGUUGUAAUAGGUGGCUACAUAAAUGAAAUAUAUAUCAAUAUUAGAUAGAGCAAGUUCAAUAAGAGAUCCAGAAUUUAAAAUUGCUUUAAUCUUUGGAUUUCUUAUAUCUCAAUAUUCUGCUAUUCCUAAAUUAUUGCCAUUACUUUCUAAGAUUAAUGAAACAUUUGAAAUAGUUGAUACUUAUAAGUAUUUGUCUCAAUAAAUUAAUGAAAAUACUAUAGCUUUUUAUGCUACAUCACCAAGUCUUGAUUAUAAUGGUUAAAUUGAAUACAAAUUCUCAUUUGAUAAUUUAAUCUUAGAAAUCUAUUUGUUUAAGUCAUUAUUUAUUUCUUUUAAAAAAAAUUUAGAUGCUUAUAAGAUUUAUUCAACUAAUCACCUUAUUUCAAUUAAAAAUUUAGUAUCUCAAAAACCAGAAAUUGUUGUUGAUGGCAAUUUUAUUAUUGAUUUUAAAGGAAACAAAUAUGAAAUUGAAAUUAGAUCUAAUUAAAUUAAAGCUCUUGUUGGAUAAUUCUCCAUCUCUGGAACUAUAAAUAAAGUAUUAAUUGAUUGUCAAAAGAUUUAAAGCUAAUAGCGAAUAAUUUUUAUAAUGAAGAAUUGAUCUUAUUUUAAAAAGAUGAAAAAGAAUUUGAAUUUAAUAAACAUACCUCUUUAUUGCCUCCAUCAGAUAGUAGAUUUCGUACAGAUCUUAUUUCUAUGCUUGAAGGUAUUUUAUCUUAUUUUACAAGGUAAUUACUAUGAAGCUCAAUAAGAAAAGGAUAAAAUGCUUUUUGAAGGAGAGUUCUUAUAAUCUUGGUUUAAUUAAGUUUAAUUAGAUUAAAUUACGUAUUACUUUAAUAAUUUAUAAUAAGAAAUCCCUCAGAAAAGAAAUAUGAUUACAAAGGAGGGUACUUUACUUAAUCCAAUUAAUGA